CUGGCGCCCCCUGUUGGCCGCAACUCCCGGGGCUGGUUCCCGCAGCACCUGGACCAAGGGGACGUGCCACGGGAGAGGAGAUCGGUGUCCAAGGGGAAGAAGCCUCGGGCCCGGAAACCUGCUGCUGCCCACUAUAAAGUGGGAUUUCCAGAGAACCCAGCUGGGAUCUACUCAGGGCCUGACGGGACCAUCGGGGGCUGGGAGGAGACGCCGCUCAAUGCCACCAGCCCCUUGCGCUACAGUUUGGCCAGAGGGGAAUUCGCCGUCCUCCGGAGGGGCUUGUACUAUCUGUACUGCCAGGUGCAUUUCAACGAGGGCCGGACGGUGUACAUGAAGCUGGAUGUGGUGGUGGACGGGGUGCUGGCCCUGCGGUGCCUGGAGCAGUUCCCCCCGACCAGCGCUGGCCCCCAGGACCCCGAACUGCGCGUCUGCCAGGUCUCCGGGCUCCUGCUCCUCCAGCCGCCCUCCGCCCUGCGUAUCCGCACCAUCCCCGGCGUGAGGCUCAAGGCCGAGCACUACCUCACCUUCUUCGGGCUCUUCCAGGUGCACUGGGGGAUUUCACAGGGUGGGGUAAAGAUUUGGGGGGGACCUCAGGGGAACCCACAGGGAUCUGAAGUGGGGGCAUCCCCCCACCCAUUCGACGUUGGGGGGUCUAAUGGUCCCUGCCAGCUGGCAGACGGAUACAGCUGGAAGGCCCCGGGCACCCGUCGGUUUCCUGCCCCACGCCCUCUUCCCCACGUCCCCUUACGCAAGAACCCGACGCCAGCACCCGCCACUAGCCGGCCACAGCCCGGGGCUCACCGGCUGCUCACCGGCCACCCCCUGGAACCUGCAAAGCACCCCCAGAUCCCAGCUGCACCCCCCUUGGCCAUCCCAGGCCUUGCUGACCCUGCCAGGGAGGGGCAGGCCCACCUGGGAGCCCUGCGCCGGGAACUGGUCCAGCUCCGGGGGGAGCUGGUGGCCGCCAGGACGGGAGAGACCAGGCCCCCUGGAGAGACGCAGGCGCCCGGGGAGCUGGAGCCCCCUCAGGCUGCGGGGGUCCAAGCCCCCCCGGUUUGGCGAAGGGGGAAAAGAGGGUCCGAGGGGAGCUCCAGGGAACAGGACCACCGACAGCAACACAGGAAACGCUCGGUUCUCCACCUGGCCCCGAGCCAUCGCUCCACCAACAACGAGGGGGACAUGACUGAGAUCUGGUGGCAGCCUUUCCUGCAGCAGGGCCGGGCGCUGGACGUGACUGGGCCAGACGUCACCGUGAAGCAGACGGGAUUGUACCUUGUCUACAGCCAGGUGCUGUUCCACGACCCCACGUUCACCAUGGGGCAGGUGCUGUGGCGGGCGUCGGCCGGGGGGCCGGGGCAGAUCCUCCUGCGGUGUGUUCAGAGCAUGCCCCGCGAGCCGGAGCAGGCCUACAACAGCUGCUACAGCGGAGGUGUUUUCCAGCUGCAGCGCGGGGACCAGCUGAGUCUCCGUGUGCCCCGGGCCAACGCGUCCCUCGACCUCAGCCCGCACGGGACCUUCCUGGGCCUGGUCCGCCUCUAGCGAGGCCGGCCACCCCCACUCCCCAGGCGAGGACGGAACCCAGGCGUCCGGGGAGCUGCAGAGGGACCAGAUCAGAAGGGACCCAGGCGUCCGGGGAGCUGCACAGGGACCAAACCAGAAGGGACCCAGGCGUCCGGGGAGCUGCACAGGGACCAGGCCAGAAGGGACCCAGGCGUCCGGCCAGAAGGGACCCAGGCAUCCGGGGAGCUGCACAGGGACCAGGCCGGAAGGGACCCAGGCAUCCGGGGAGCUGCAGAGGGACCAGGCCAGAAGGGACCCAGGCAUCCGGGGAGCUGCAGUGGGACCAGACCAGAAGGGACCCAGGCAUCUGGCCAGAAGGGACCCAGGCAUCCAGGGGGCUGCACAGGGACCAGACCGGAAGGGACCCAGGCAUCCGGGGAGCUGCAGAGGGACCAGGCCAGAAGGGACCCAGGCAUCUGGCCAGACGGGACCCAGGCAUCCGGGGAGCUGCACAGGGACCAGGCCGGAAGGGACCCAGGCGUCCGGGGUGCUGCAGAGGAGGGACCAGGCCGGAAGGGACCCAGGCGUCCAGAAAGUCUGGAGCAAUCCCAGGGCUGUGAUUUUGGGGUGCAUCCUGGAAGGGUCUCAUCACUGGGGAGGAUGCAGGACUCUGCCCCAGCCACCAGGGGGCGCCCCCCGAGGACAGCCUGAAACAAACCAACCCCCCCCAAAAAACCGAAGGAAAUUCCAGCCAAAAAACUUUGUGAAGGUCGUGAAUGGGGCCCUCUGAACAAACAUGCCAAGGAGCACGGUGGCUGGGAGCCCGGACGCCUGGGUUCUCUCUUCAGCUCUGAGUGGGACCUAGUGGCUUGGAGCAGGGGCAGGGGAGGAGUGGGGCUUGGAGCCAGGACUCCUGGGUUCUUGUUUGGCUUUGUAAGAAGUCCGAGGCUAGGCAGACGCCACACGGACACAGAGCAAAUGGCCCCAGCCCAGACGACUCUGCCGGUCUGGAAGGAAGGGACCCAGGCGUCCAGGGAGUUGCCGAGGAACUCAGCUGGCCUGGGAGAAAGGGACCCAGGAGUCCAGGAAGCUGCAGAGGGCCUCAGCCAGCAUGGAAGGAAGGGACCCAGGCAUCCGGGGAGCCGCAGUGGGGCGUUAGAGGACACCCCCUGUUUGUUACAGUCCCGGGUCGGAGCAGGGGGGUGGCGGGGUGCUCUGCUGUGGGUUUCUUACCUGCUAAUAAAGUAUUCCACGAGCCAAAGUAUUCCCGGACCCCCCUCUUCUCGGGAGCUCAGCGACGUGGGGGGGUGGGUGAGCCAUGCAGGGAACCCCCUGGGUGCACAGGGCUCCCC
Messenger RNA from Chelonia mydas (Green sea turtle), 2852 nucleotides. RefSeq lists its product as uncharacterized. The record is from RefSeq and is a predicted model, not a curated record. Gene Ontology annotation, cellular component: membrane. Gene Ontology annotation, molecular function: receptor ligand activity; tumor necrosis factor receptor binding. Gene Ontology annotation, biological process: positive regulation of isotype switching to IgA isotypes; immune response. Lineage: Eukaryota; Metazoa; Chordata; Testudines; Cheloniidae.